AUGGCCGUGGCGGCGGCCUUCCCCUCCGGCUCCCUCCUCCCCACUACCCCCGGUACCCACCUCGCCCCGUUCACUCUGCGCUUCCCCUUCCGCCUCCGCCCACGGUGCGCCGCCUUGGUUGCCACCGCCGCCACACUCCGCGAGGUCUGCACCGGCCGCGUCCCGGACCACGUCCUACAGAGGGCUGAGGAGGUUGGCUAUGUCGUUCCCACCGAGGUGCAGGAGCAAUCCCUGCCGCUUCUGCUGUCCGGCCAGGAUUGCAUUCUCCACGCGCAGACAGGCUCCGGGAAGACGCUGGCCUACCUCUUGUCUGUCUUCUCCGCCAUCGACUUCAGCAGGUCCUCGGUGCAAGCACUGGUUGUCGUCCCCACAAGGGAGCUCGGCAUGCAGGUUACCAAGGUUGCUAGACUACUUGCAGCGAAGGCCUGCACCGUCAUGGCUUUGCUUGACGGUGCUACCAUGGCAAGCUUGUGCCAGAUGGUCGAGAGGCGCGCAUUGAGCCUUCAAUCCAUGAGAGUGUUAGUUAUCGAUGAGGUUGAUUUUAUUUUUGGGUCAUCAAAGCAAGUCAGCUCUCUCCGCAAAAUAUUAACCUCUUAUUCAGCAGCUUCGAGUCGUCAAACCAUAUUUGCAAGCGCAUCGAUCCCUCAGCACAAUCGCUUUCUGCACGACUGUGUACAGCAUAAAUGGACCAAGAGUGAUGUGGUUCAUGUUCAUGUCCACCCUGUACAGCCCAUGCCUUCGCACCUGUGUCACAAAUAUGUGAUCUGCACCAAGAAGGAAAGGCUGCAUGUUUUACUAUCCUUGCUCGAGAGGGAUGCACCAAAGUCUGGAAUCAUAUUUGUUGCUGAACAGUCUGAGAGAUCAAAGAAGGCUGGAAAUCCUCCUUCAACCACCGUCGUUGCUGAGUUCUUGAGAAAUGAAUAUAAGGGAAGCCUAGAUGUGCUGCUGCUGGAAGAAGAUAUGAACUUCAAUGCUCGAGCUGCCUCGUUCUCUGAAGUGAAGGGAAGGGGAUUCCUGCUGGUUUCAACAGACAUAGCAAGCAGAGGGUUUGACCUUCCUCAAACCAGCCACAUAUACAGCUUUGACCUUCCUAAGACGGCGACUGACUAUCUGCAUCGUGCUGGAAGAACCGGGAGAGAACCUUUCUCCAGGUUGGAAUGCGGCGUGACAACCCUUAUAACAGAGGAUGAGCAUUUCGUGCUUCAGAGAUUUCAGAAUGAGCUCAAGUUUCACUGUGAAGAGCUGCCCCUUGAGUCCAUGUUCACGUUCUCUUGA
Messenger RNA from Miscanthus lutarioriparius, 1275 nucleotides. NCBI's taxonomy places the organism in Eukaryota, Viridiplantae, Streptophyta, Magnoliopsida, Poales, Poaceae. The record is from the annotation of a GenBank genome assembly.